UAUAAUCCUAAACGCUUUUAACCGCAACUCUUCCUCUCCCCUUUCUCUCCGAUUUGUUCCGUCGGUUGCGUCAUGCCUUCGUCUGAUCCGCCGCGCCACCGAUGCUCCACCGCACUACUCUUCCUCCUCCUGCUAGGCUUCUCCUUUGCGGCGGCAGACGAUGCCUCGUGGACCGAAGACUCAACCCUCGAGUCUCCCGGCUGUACCAAUAAGUUUCAAAUGGUUAAGAUCUUGAACUGGGUUGAUGGUGUUGAAAGCGACGACUUCUUCACCGGUUUAACCGCUCAAUUCGGAGCAGCUUUGCCGUCUGACGCUGGUCAGGGCGUUAGAUCUCCGGUUGCUUUUGUGCGUCCUUUGGACUCGUGUUCCAAUCUCUCUUCCAGGUUAGAUGGGAGUAUUGCCUUGUCGAUCCGUGGGAGCUGUGCUUUCACUGAGAAGGCUAAACAUGCUGAGGCGGCUGGUGCUUCUGCUCUGCUUGUUAUUAAUGACAAAGAAGAUCUUGAUGAGAUGGGGUGUAUGGAAAAGGACACUUCUUUAAAUGUGAGCAUACCUGUGUUAAUGAUCUCUAAGUCAAGUGGAGAUGCUCUCAACAAGUCUAUGGUGGAUAACAAGAGUGUUGAGCUUCUGUUGUACGCACCAACUCGUCCUGCUGUGGACCUCACGGCAGGGUUGUUGUUGCUCAUGGCUGUUGGAACUGUUGUGGUUGCGUCACUGUGGUCAGACCUUACUGAUCCUGACCAAGCUAAUGAAUCUUACAGCAUAUUAGCAAAGGAAUUUACUGGUGCUAGAACCAGGAAAGAUGAUCCAGAGAAGGAGAUCCUUGAUAUAAGUGUGACUGGAGCUGUGUUCUUUAUAGUAACAGCCUCCAUUUUUCUGCUGCUCCUUUUCUACUUCAUGUCAUCAUGGUUUGUGUGGGUGCUCACCAUAUUCUUCUGCAUCGGUGGCAUGCAGGGUAUGCAUAGCAUCAUUACGGCAGUUUUAUUGAGAAAGUGGAGACAUCUUGGUCGGAGGUCUGUGAAGCUCCCUUUGCUUGGGACAAUGUCAUGGAUGUCGCUUUUGGUGAAUAUCUUUUGUCUGGCGUUUGCUGUCUUCUGGUUUGUGAAACGGCACACUUCGUAUGCUUGGGCUGGGCAAGACAUCUUGGGCAUCUGUUUGAUGAUCACAGCCUUGCAAGUGGUUCGAUUACCUAACAUCAAGGUUGCUACUGUGCUUCUCUGCUGCGCGUUUGUCUAUGACAUCUUCUGGGUCUUCAUAUCACCUUUGAUAUUCCACGAGAGUGUUAUGAUUGUGGUUGCACAAGGAGACAGCAGCAGCGGGGAGUCCAUUCCUAUGUUACUAAGGAUUCCUCGGUUUUUCGAUCCGUGGGGUGGCUAUGACAUGAUUGGUUUCGGGGACAUCCUCUUCCCCGGUCUGCUCAUUUCCUUUGCUUCCAGAUAUGACAAGAUCAAGAAGAGAGUAAUCUCAAGUGGAUACUUCCUUUGGUUGACUAUUGGCUAUGGAGUUGGUCUGUUACUAACAUAUCUAGGUCUGUAUCUAAUGGACGGACAUGGCCAGCCUGCGCUACUAUACAUCGUCCCAUGCACACUCGGUUUGGCUGUCAUUCUAGGGUUGGUAAGAGGAGAGCUUAAAGAGCUAUGGAACUACGGUAUCGAAGAAUCAGAGUCUAACACGCCGGAGGAUCCUCUGCCUGUGGCUUAAGAAACAUGAUUCAACAAAGCUAAUGGUGUGUUAUCAAUCAAGCCAGAUCAGCUUAAAAAAGAGAGGUUACGUAGUAAGACUCAUGACAUGUUGUACAGAGUCCAUAUGAUAUACUCUUCUCCUUGAAUUCAGACUCACACAGUAACCAUCAUUUCGUAAUAUUUCAAGCUAUUCAAAUUCCCUUUUUGUUUAUUC
Brassica oleracea var. oleracea is the source of this 1893-nucleotide messenger RNA. Its product is annotated as signal peptide peptidase-like 3. The coding region runs from base 73 to 1698 and encodes 541 amino acids. The transcript is spliced from 14 exons. Gene Ontology annotation, biological process: membrane protein proteolysis. Gene Ontology annotation, molecular function: aspartic endopeptidase activity, intramembrane cleaving. Gene Ontology annotation, cellular component: lysosomal membrane; Golgi-associated vesicle membrane; cytoplasmic side of endoplasmic reticulum membrane. The record is from RefSeq and is a predicted model, not a curated record. Lineage: Eukaryota; Viridiplantae; Streptophyta; Magnoliopsida; Brassicales; Brassicaceae.